Aureobasidium vineae is the source of this 1104-nucleotide messenger RNA. The record is from the annotation of a GenBank genome assembly. NCBI's taxonomy places the organism in Eukaryota, Fungi, Ascomycota, Dothideomycetes, Dothideales, Saccotheciaceae.
AUGGCACCCUCUACCUUCUAUGCCAGUGGCUUCAAUGCUUUCGGUCAACUCUCUUCCGAGUUAGACAAAGACUUGUCCGAACUCACUGAGCUCGUUACAUUCGAGGACGCUGACAACACCAAUCUUCUUUUCGCUGGUUGGAGCGAGACGACCUUCUACCAACAUGGCAUUGGCAAGGAAAGCGGUCGGAUCAUGAGACUUGGUAGUACCAAGAUCGCUCAGGAGGCACCUUUACCUGAUCUGGUCACCGGGUUCGGAGACCACAAUGGUCUUCUUGGUGUGCUCAGUCGCAAAGGUGGUGUUGCGUUUACCGAAGAGAAUCAGGUCGAAGCGCACACAGUAUCAGCAGACUCGCUCUCGGACGACGAGGCGCCGGGUAUCUCACACUUGGCCGUAGCAGGCAAUGGCCAUGUUGCUGUUGUUCUCGCAUCUGCCAGUUCUCCUCGAAACAGCAUCCUAGAGUUCACGUCUUUCGACAAGUUUCGCCAAUGGUUCGACGACGAAGUCAAUGAGCUUCAUGGACCCAGCUUCAGUCAUAUCGUUCCAGGACGCGUAACCCAGUCGGUCGCCAAUGUAACAGGUUUCGUGUGUCUGACGCAGGAUGGCAAUGUCUAUACCUGGGGAGAUGCAAGACACAGCUCCCUGGGCCGCAGCGUUGCCGAGACGGAAGCCAAAAGUCCAGGUCUUGUGGAAUCUCUUGCUGGCAUCCAAAUCAAGAAAGUUGCGUCUGAUGGCUGGAUGACCGCAACAUUGUCGCAAGAUGGUGCGGUGUAUCUCUUCGGUACAGGGACACCUGGAACUCAACAUUCGCUCUCCUGUCUGGCUGAACUGGACUCGAUGGGAGCAGCACUGGUCGAUAUUGAGGAGAAGGGAGAGCCUCUGGACUUCCUGGAUGUUGCCGUGGGCGAUGGACAUGUCUUGCUGCUGGCUCAGGACGGGCGUGUAUUCGCUGCUGGUGACAACCGCAAUGGUCAACUAGGCCUUGGACCGAAGGCCUCGAGUUAUAUCAAAGACUGGCGAGAAGUCAUCAUGCCAGAUCAACGUCGCUGCGUUGCCAUAUUUGCGGGUCCAAAAUCAUCGUUCUUCCAGGUCGCUGAGAGUUGA